ACGCGAUGGCCGCUCGCUCAACAAAUAUUUGGAUUUUAGAGAGAAAACAAUGGCUUGGUCGCUUGCAAGAGCUCGUUGCUGUAUCGACUAACUAUCGGGAUAGUAGUGAUGUUGUUUUAGCUCACCGGUUUGGCCUUAAUUCUGAGUCGGAGGUGCUCUGUUUCUGUUGGUGACCCAGUGUUUUUCUUCUUCGUCUCGCGGGCCUGGCUGUAGCUGCCUACACUUUAGCAGCGGGUUGCUACUUUCGGAUGAGCGCGUAGUAGGUCUCCCAAGAGCUGUAGGAUGGAUCCAGACAGUGGGACAGAAUCACAAAAAGCUGUCAGUUUGCAGUGGGAAAGCUACAAACUCGUUCAAGACCCUGCCAUCAGGCGUGUUACCCAGAAGAUUUACAGAUAUGAUGGAGUACACUUCAGUGUGCCCGACUCUGGAUUUCCUCCUGUGGGAGACCUCCGGGAUCCUAGACCUCGGAGACUAUGGUCCAGGUAUACUGAACUGUCCCUACCAGUGCCAAAAUUCAAGCUUGAUGAGUUCUAUGUGGGCCCCAUACCCCUCAAAGAGGUGACCUUCGCUAGACUCAAUGACAACAUCAAGGAGCCAUUCUUGGCAGAAAUGUGUGCCAAGUUUGGUGAAGUGGAGGAGAUGGAAAUUCUCUUUCAUCCCAAAACCAGAAAGCACUUGGGCCUUGCCAGGGUGUUGUUCACCAGCACCAGAGGGGCUAAGGACACUGUCAAGCAUUUGCACAACACCUCUGUGAUGGGUAAUAUCAUUCAUGCACAGCUGGAUAUAAAGGGUCAGCAGAGACAGAAGUACUAUGAUCUGAUAGUCAACGGGUCCUACACUCCUCAGACAGUGCCUCUGGGAGGGAAGGCUUUGGCAGACAGCAUUCAGCCUCAAACCCCAACACAGUCCCAACCUGACACGUUGGAAAUCAGACGGAGGCUUUCCAGUGAGCUUGCUGUUCUGGCAGCAGGAGUCCAAGCCCUUACAUCAGGAAACAUCACACCAUGUUCUGCUGAUACUGGCUUCAGUGACCAGCGAAUAGACACCCCCCCUCCAUCCAUAGCUGGUCCUUUCACCCCUGGCUCCUCUGCUUCAUCUCAAGGAGGAGGAACUCCUUACAGCUCUAGAUCUGGGACUCCUUUCUCUCAAGACUCAGGCUACACCAGCAACCGACAUCCUGGCUAUAAUCCAGGCCCUUUGGGCAGUGGCUAUCCCCCCCAGGACAUGUUACCAUCAUCAUCUUCAUCUUCUGCAGUCUCGUCUUCUGUCGGAGGAUACAAAGUAUCUCGUUACCCCGAUGAACAGGAUCCAUCAGUGCACCAUCGAUGUCGCCCAGGGUACCCUCCAUCCUAUCGUCCCAACGAGCCACCAUGCUACCCCCCCUACCCUAAUCUUGGAGGACCAGGGCCCCAGAUAGCACAUCACUCCACAAUGCCUCCCCCACCUUUUUCCAAUCAGCAUGACCAUCUUCCAAUGUCAGAUCGAGACCGUGAAAGAGACUCAGGGGGGAGGUAUGGACCAGGGGGCACUGGCUCCAGAAGGUCAUCCUACCAUCACCAGCAGGACACAAACUCUUCCUCAAAGUACCAUUCCCAUCACUCCCAUCACCAUUCAGACCGCAGAGAUGAUCGGGGUUACCGGCGCGACAGCCUCGGCUCCCGGUCAGGUGACCACAGCCACCAGAGACACCGCAACCACCACCACCACUCUCACAACCACCACGGAAGCAGCAGUCGCAGAAGAAACAGCCACGAUCGGGACAGGGACCGAGACAGAGAUAGGGACCGAGACAGCGACUACUCCAACAGCUCUGAUCCCAGAUACAAUUCCAACUCUUAUCGCUCCUCUUCGAACAGCAUGUCUCCUCCUCCAUCAUCUUACUCUGCCUACGCCUCCUCUAAAGAGGCUGCUCCAACCCCUCCUCAGGGAUCGGACGGGUCCACCCGCCCAGGGGCAACAGGCCUUGCAGAAAGGGGUUCUCUGCCUUCAGCAGGUGCUGACAAAGGCUACCACGCCGAUCAUCACGGUGCCCUGCCUCCUCCUCCCCCUCCACUUCCACCCGCCUCUGUUAUUGCGGCAGCUGUCGCUGACACGCUAGGAUCACUGGACUUCAACCAGGACAGUCCUGCUGGUGAAGAGCAGUGGACAAAGCCCAAACGUCAUCCUAGCACUCCACCUGCUCCACCCAAGACUCCCCCACCCUCAUCUCCUAUCCACCCUACUAUCGCCUCCUCCUCUAACUCUCCCUCCUCGGCCUCUCUUCCUCAUCACCUUUCCUCCUCCUCCAGCUCCCCACCGCCUCCUCACCGGGACUCCUCUUCCCCAGAACCCGACUCCACUAAUGAGAGUUUACCGUUUGUUUACCACAGCAGCAGUCUUGACUCUCGCAUUGAGAUGCUCUUAAAAGAGCAAAAGGCGAAAUUUUCUUUCCUCGCCUCUGAUGAGGAAGAGGAUGACGAUAGGAAAGAAGACAAGCUUCGAGCCAAAGCUGGGGAGCGAGUCGAUCGAAGAGGUGGGUCAGGUAAAGCAACAGGGGAACAGGAGCACAUAAGAGACAGUGGAGAGAAAGAACACAGGAAGAAAGAGGAGCGAGAUCAAGAUGGCCACAAAGGAAAGAAACAGGGGAAGAGGGGAGAGGGGAGGAAGAGCCCAACUGUUCUCUCAGCAGAUACACAACCCCCCUCCACUCAUUCUCCCCUUAUCCUACCUCCAGAAGAACCUCAACCCCAGGUUAGCCUUGCUGGGACCGGGACGUCACAACAAGAGUCCGAUCAGCCGGGUUCUGCUGACGCAGAGAGCCGAACGGGAGCUCACACACCACCCUUUAAUGGGCAGAGUCAGGCCUCUCCUCAUUCUUCUGGGGAGGACAUGGAGAUCUCAGACGAGGAGGAGGAGGAAACAACAACCACUAUAACAACAACAGCAACCCAUCAGCAAUCAGCCGCUUCGGGAUCUUCACCGUCCUCUUCUCAGGCUGCACCGUCACAAACAGCAGACCCCUCGUCCUCCCCACCACCCGACUCUUCGCAGCACUUUGGCACUUCUAUGCACCUCCCAAUACCUUCCUACCCACCUCAUUUACCUCCCCCUCCCCCUCAUGGUUACUCCCUUCAGCCUCCGCCUCCACCAGGGAUUCCCCCCCUUCCCCACAUGGAGCUGCACCCUGAGUAUCCCCCUCCUAUGCCUCACCACAUGUAUGACUACGCCAGCUCGAUGGAACUGAUGAACCAGUACAGUGGUGGAGCACCGAUGUCCUUCCAAAUGCAGACACACAUGCUAAGUCGCUUACAGCAGAUGCGUAUGUCUUCAUCCAACGGCACACCAGGUCCAGGUGAGGCCGCUACUGCAGACUACUCAUCCUACCAUAUUCACUCAAUGCCACCUCCUCACACGCAUCACUCCUACAUGGACCAGGAGGGGAGUGGGGCAGGUGCUCAUUUUGACCAAGACCACAGGUACAUGCCCCCUCAUAUGUCCUAUCCCUACCACGAUCCCCACAAUACUCAGAUACCACCCCCUCCCCACACUGGCUGGCCACCACACGUCUUACCUCCUCAUUACCCCUCCUACAUGCCCCCUCCUGGCUACGGCACUAUGCUGACCGGAGAUGGGAACGAGUUUAGCGUUCCCGGGGAGCAGAUGCCCAUGUUGGCUGAGAAUCCACAUGAGGCAACGGUGCAGAUGGUCUUGGCCACGCUUAUCCAGGAAAUGAAGAACAUCAUGCAGAGGGACCUAAACCGUAAGAUGGUGGAGAACGUAGCGUUUGCAACGUUUGAUGAGUGGUGGGAGAGGAAGGAGACCAAAGCCAAGCCUUUCCAGACUAUGGUAAGGGGAGUGUCUGCUUUACGGGAUGAUGAGAAAAAGGAGGAAAAGAUCAAUCGUCCACGGGAGCCCCUUACGUCUCUUGUGGAUUGGGCAAAGAGCGGUGGCAUGGAGGGCUUUUCUCUUAGAGGAGCUCUUCGAUUACCCUCCUUUAAGGUGAAAAGGAAAGAACCUCAGGAGUUUGAACAGGUGGACAUGAAGAGGCCUCGGCCAUCAACUCCUCCAGAUGAAGAUGACGAAUCUGCAGACAGGAUGCCAGAGGCAGACAGGCGCGGAGCUGAAAGGGACAGCAAGAGGAGAAAGAAGAAGCCAAGAACUCGUAAACCUUGGGAACUCGACAGUGAGGGAGAAGAAACAUCUGAUGGCUCGUCAACUGAAAAGGAGUAUGAGGAAGAAAUGGGCAGUGAGAAGGAUUCUGAUGAUGAAGGCCUCAGUGACAGUGAUGACGGGAGUCUCUCUUCGUCUUCUGAAGGCUCCUCUUCUUCAGCAUCAUCAUCUUCAUCCUCGUCUGAAGAUGAAGAGGAGGGAGAGCUGGUGGAAAGUGCCGGUCCAGACUCCAUGGAUGAGUCGACCAUGGACAGCACAACUGAGAAGGAGGAUGACAAAGAAAAUAUUGCUGCUGCAGUUCCAAAGAUGGACAUCAAAAAAGGUGUUAUAAAAGACAACAAGGGGGAUAAACUGACAGCACUGUCCAAGCAUCCUUCAUCUCCUUCGUUCCCGCGGCCUUCAUCCCCCAGUGUUUUUGUGCCCCCCCUCAAGAAACGCAGAAAGACCGUGUCAUUCACAGACGAGAAUGAUGGCAAAACACACCUGCCUGCUGUGCCACUGUCUCCAUCUUCACAUUUGUCGGGUGAACCCCCUGUCCUCCCUCUCAAGCUUUCAGACUCUCCCGUCACUGUUGCGCCGCCCUCCUCGAGUCGCCCCAGUCAAGGAAUCCAGCUUCUGCCUUUCGCCUCAAAACCAGGAGAAGGCAAUGCCCUCAUUGUCCCCCCUCCUGGACGAGCCCAGGAUUCAGAGGAGACCAAAAAGGGACCUUUUGUUAUCACGCACACAACUUCUGUCAAGUCUCCCGGCAAACGGGGAGCAGGCAAAGACUCUCCCAGAUCUCCCGCCCCUAUUAUGAUAUGCCGCACGGUGCAGAACCUUCCAUUGGACCAUGCUUCUAUGUGUAGGAUGGCCUUUGAGGAGGCCCCUCCACCACCUUCUGUCAAGCGGCCCAGAGGCAGACCUCGGACAUCCAGCAUUUCUGCUUCUUCCUGUCACUCCUUCAGAGAGGAUGACGAGGAUGAGGAGGAAAGUGAGCUAAGGUUAAGACUUAGAGAGCAGGUGGGAGCUUCCAGCCUCCUGCAGCUGUCCUCGGCCUCCACAGCUGACCUGUCUGUGCUGGCUGAUGUAGCCUUAAAAAUGGACCCAGAUGCUGGGGACUCUGAGGAGACAGAAACUUCUGAUGAAGCAGAAGAGCAGAAAAUGGAAGGAAAUGUCCUCUCUCCAGAGUCGCUGGCUUUGCUUGUAAGUCCUGGAGGUGUUAUCGUCCUUUUGGAGCACAACUACUGCAAACCUCCUUUACUCGUAGCACCAUCCACUUCCAAAAAGGCUUCCUCUAGACAAGAUUCCUCCAUCUUAGUCCCGACAGACCUCAAUUCUAUUUCUGGGGUCCUUGAGGCUCCAGAGGAAGUGAUUGGAGAGGCGUUACCGUCCAGGUUGUAUGCUGGAGACUACCUGCCUUCAGCGGGAGAGCUGAGUGAUUCUGAUGAUCUGAGCCACGUGGCAGCUGCAGCGCCAUCUCCAAAGAAGAAACAUUAUCCUGGGAAAGGUUUAGAACUUGAAUAUGACAAGAGUGAAAAGAGGAAGAGAAAAGAUAAAGAAAACCUUGAGCCACACCAUUCACGGAAGCAGAAGGAGCCGGCAGGCAAGAAGCAGAGGAAGCAGAAACUAGAGGAUUCUGACUUAGAUGAAGAUGUGGACGUGGAGGAGCUUGAAUCUGGGGAGCUCUCCAGCUCAGACACUGAUAACGAGAUGGCAGAAGACGUGAGGAAGAGCGAACGCCUCUUUCUGCAGGAGGCGACUUCGCCACGCAGGCUGAAGCCUGUUCCUGCACCUGAGCUGCCACCUGUUAAGUUUGAAAACCGUAGUGAAUUUGAACAAAUGACCAUCUUGUAUGACAUCUGGAAUGCUGGUCUGGAUGGUGAAGACUUGACCUACCUGAAGAAGACUUAUGAGAAGCUGUUACAGGACGACCACAGCUCCGACUGGCUCAACGAUACUCACUGGGUCACUCAUACUGUAACCAAUUUACCAAACCCUCGACGCAAAAAGAAGAACACAGAUGGACAGCUUCGAGAGCAUGUGACUGGAUGUGCCAGGAGUGAGGGUUACUACGCCAUCAGCCGCAAGGAGAAGGACGUCUACCUAGACCUGCAUCUUCCCGAGCAGGUCAUACGGGAAGUUGAGAAUGUCGAUACCUCAGGAGUUAACCGUGUGCUAUCAGAGAGGCGUUCAGAGCAGCGCCGCAUCCUCACAGUCAUUGGAGCCACAGCUGUCAUGGACUCUGAUCUACUUAAACUCAACCAGCUUAAGUUCCGAAAGAAGAAGCUUCGUUUUGGGCGCAGUCGAAUCCACGAGUGGGGUUUGUUCGCCAUGGAGCCCAUCGCUGCUGAUGAGAUGGUUAUUGAGUAUGUUGGUCAAAACAUCAGACAGAUGGUGGCUGACAAUCGAGAAAAGCGGUACGCACAGCAGGGCAUCGGGAGCAGCUACUUGUUUAGAGUGGACCACGACACAAUAAUAGAUGCGACCAAGUGUGGCAACCUGGCCCGAUUCAUCAACCACUGCUGCACUCCAAACUGCUAUGCCAAGGUUAUCACCAUAGAGUCCCAGAAGAAGAUUGUGAUCUACUCAAAGCAACCUAUUGCAGUGAAUGAAGAAAUCACCUAUGACUAUAAAUUCCCUCUGGAGGAGAACAAGAUCCCGUGUCUGUGUGGAACAGAAAACUGUCGCGGGACACUCAACUAGUGAAAGCACUUCUGUUUCUUACUUGCCAGUGGCCGCCCGGACCUGGAUUCCUUGCCAUUUCACCUUCUUCAGAGUGCAGCCACCUCUAAUUCCUCAGUUCGCUACCCUCAGUGGUCCCUACACUGAGUAGGAAACAGCGUCGCACACACUUGCACUUUUUACACACUUUUCAUUGACUGGGCUGUUCUGUAUGCCACUGUGUGAUGGGUUUGUGGGUUCUUUUGUUGAUGUUUUUUGGUAUAUUACCAUUUUAGAAGGUCCUCAGCCUUGACCUCUUUGUGGCAGUAUUGUAGAAUAUGAAUGGGAAACAAUUCCCAAGCGAGUUCUCCCUUGAACCUAGGCAUCAAAGGUUUUUCUGUUUCCACGCCAGCAUCAGUUGAAGAGAGGACAAUGAUGGCACACAGGCGUUUCAUGUUCAUGUGUGGGUCAGAUUACACAGUGUCAAAUCCCUCUUAACCCAACCUGACUGUAGACCUCUGCACAAACGCACAGACAUACCAGAAUAAUUCAGGGUUUUUAAAAGCUCUUGUAAAGGGCACCAUUUUAAAAGGACUCAUUUCUUUCAGUUACGCAAAAUUUGAAAGAAUGAAGGUUGUUUUGAGCGUUUUUACGUUAUAUCUUAGAAUUAAAUCCUUGCUCCUAUUAAUGCUAUUGUUACUUUGGUGCAUUAGCUGCAAGCAUCUAACACUGAAACGAUCUGUAGUGUACCCAUCAGUGGCUCAGCUGCACUGAACCGUUGUCCCCUCUCUCCAGCAUUUGUUAAUCUUCUAAGUUGCUGCAACCUCGUGUCAGAAAAAUGUUUGUUUUUAGAUACAUCCAGAUUUUUAUUUUUCCUGUUAUUUAUUUUUUUCUUAAACCAGCUUGUGGAUGUUCAUAACACAGGUGGUCUAGAGCAUCCUGCCUUCUGUAAGAACAGCAUUUGUGCACGUCCUCAGAAAUGUGUUUGCGUAUUCAACGGUGGAGGCAAGAUUCCAGCUCCCCUUAUUACCAUUCUGUCCCACUGAAACCUUUUCCAGCAACAUCGUGGUUUCUGUUUCCCCUGUUGUUAUGGCGACUCUUACUGGACAAUUCACUCAAAUUACAAAAACAAGCAUGUGUACAACGUUGGCUCUGGCAGUUGUCUUUGUUUAGUACGAUGUUGUUCUGUGUAGUUAAUCCUGCCUUUAUGUCUGUUGUUUAGUUCUGGAUUUCAACAAGAAAAGGUCAGCCACCUGUUAACUCCCUCUCUAGUUAUUUUAUCCAGAGUAUUGCAGAUCCUAGUAAGAACUCUGGGAUCAAAGUUAAGACAGUUUAUCCUGCGUUCUACAGAUGUUUCCACAAGGCAUAGUUGCUUGAUAUGGUAAUAUAUCUUCAAAGGUCUAUAGUUUUUUUUUUUUCAUUCAUUCAUUUGUUUUUCUGCGUUAGUAUUUAUUUAAUCUGGGUGUGUGUACCCACCAGUCCUAUAAACCAGUUUCCUAAAAGAUCUAUUCUGAUAAACAACUCUGUAGCUGAGUUUGGGGUGUAGACGGGUGUAAGGUGCCUGCUGAAGUCACAUCCCUCAGCUGGUUCGUGGUUGCUUCAGGCACGUGGACGUCUGUGACCUUUGUGUCCUUCCUGUGUUCAAAUGGCUCUGGCCGUCCAAAGUUUAUUUUUGGUGUUAAAGAUUUAAACUAGACUUCCUUUUUUUUUGUUCCCUUCUAACCAGUAAAUAUGUGUAAUAUAAUGCGUGUUGCCUUUCCGUACAAACCAACCCUAUUUACUACAGGAUAAAAACACAGAAGAAAAAAAUCUUUGUAUAUAAUGUAGAGGUGUUUGUUUCUUGUAGAAACACACUGAUUCCAAGCUGUAAAUAUAUUGUUCCUUUUCCUCUCCCCAUGAGAAGGAAACCUGUACAUACGUUUCAUUCAUUUAUUUUUUAUUGUUUUUUUCCUCUUAAUUUGAUGAUUUUAAUAUUAUUUGCAAUAUUUCUCUUGUAUUAAUGCGUUGGACCCUUUAUUAAUGGUGCAUUAAAAGUAUUUUUUAAAUAAAAAUCAUUUUAAUGUUU
Molecule: messenger RNA, 8854 nt
Organism: Nothobranchius furzeri (turquoise killifish)
Lineage: Eukaryota; Metazoa; Chordata; Actinopteri; Cyprinodontiformes; Nothobranchiidae
Gene: setd1a
Product: SET domain containing 1A, histone lysine methyltransferase
Cellular component (GO): Set1C/COMPASS complex
Molecular function (GO): RNA binding; histone H3K4 methyltransferase activity; protein binding
Source: RefSeq, a predicted model, not a curated record